Messenger RNA from Oncorhynchus mykiss (rainbow trout), 1245 nucleotides. RefSeq names its product mpv17-like protein 2. Gene Ontology annotation, biological process: mitochondrial ribosome assembly. The record is from RefSeq and is a predicted model, not a curated record. Gene Ontology annotation, cellular component: cytoplasm; mitochondrion; membrane. NCBI's taxonomy places the organism in Eukaryota, Metazoa, Chordata, Actinopteri, Salmoniformes, Salmonidae.
UUACAUCACUGAGGUAUAAAGUUACAUGUGCUGAUGCGGAAGUGAGUCAGUUCUCAUUCACUUUACUUACUAUUUUAACUCAACUAGUGUGUCAGCUAAACUGCUACAUCAGAUGGGUUCGAUUUCGAUACUUUCAAAAGUAGAUAUUGAUUAGCGUGUGAUCAACAUUUGCCAGGCAUGCACGAGCCAGAGUUAGCUAGUUAAUGCGUUGCAGAUGACUGGUCUCCUGUAUAUUAAUCAUGGUAAUUCCUCGAGGUAAAAAUGUUCUUGUGCGGAUUUCAUUCUAUUGGAAACCACUGUUACAAGGAAGAUUGCUCAUUUUAACAAACACCCUCAGUGGAGGUGUUAUGUUGUCUCUGGGAGAUAUCAUACAGCAAACCAGGGAAAAAAUGAAAGAUCCUCAGAAAAUUCGUGACUGGAGUCGCACAGGGCAUAUGUUUGGAGUGGGUUGCUCUAUGGGACCUGUCCUCCACUACUGGUAUUCAUGGCUGGAUAAAAUCUACAUUGGCAAAGCCUUGCACACUGUAGGCAAGAAAGUCCUAGUGGACCAGCUAGUUUGCUCACCAAUCCUUGGAGCUUGGUACUUUUUAGGCAUGGGAGUAAUGGAGGGACACGGUCUAUCCAAAGGCGCGCUGGAAUUCAAAGAGAAGUUCUGGGAGUUCUAUAAGGCUGAUUGGUGUGUCUGGCCUGCCGCACAGCUGAUCAACUUCUAUUUCCUUUCACCCCAAUACCGGGUCCUUUAUGUGAACACAAUAACCCUGGGUUGGGACACCUACCUGUCUUACCUCAAACACAGAGAAGAUGAUCAACCAGGAGAGCUCGUUCUUGACAGUGGUGUCAUAGAGGUGACCCAGGAGGCUGUUGGGCCCAUCGCUCCAGCUAAACGGUUUGAGGAGUAGGUUUAGCCCUAGUACUGAACUCCAAAUACACUGCUCCAAAAAAUAAAGGGAACACUAAAACAACACAAUGUAACUCCAAGUCAAUCACACUUCUGUGAAAUCAAACUGUCCACUUAGGAAGCUACACUGAUUUCCAAUACAUUUCACAUGCUGUUGUGCAAAUGGAAUAGACAACAGUUGGAAAUUAUAGGCAAUUAGCAAGACACCCCCAAUAAAGGAGUGGUUCUGCAGGUGGGGACCACAGACCACUUCUCAGUUCCUAUGCUUCCUGGCUGAUGUUUUGGUCACUUUUGAAUGCUGGCAGUGCUUUCACUCUAGUGGUAGCAUGAGACGGAGUCUACAACCC